AUGAUGAACAUGUACGAGAUCACGGACAGGGUCGAGCGCAUGCUGCUGCGACGCCAGAAGCUGCCCCCGGCGGGGACCAAGCGCAAGAUCCCGGAGCCGCCCGCGUGCCCUCCGCUCAGCUCGAUAUGGACGACGAGCCCUGGAGAGAUCGAGGAGAGGGCCGAGAUGUUCCACGCGUACAUGAGCACCGUACGGGGGAACAUCCGGAAGCUUAAGGAGGCCUUUGCGCAGGACGACGACGUGGAGCAGGCAGAUUAA
Messenger RNA from Triticum turgidum subsp. durum (durum wheat), 258 nucleotides. Lineage: Eukaryota; Viridiplantae; Streptophyta; Magnoliopsida; Poales; Poaceae. The record is from the annotation of a GenBank genome assembly.